AUGACAUCCGGUCGCAUUUUUGAGUCUGCAGACCAGCAUGCUUUUCUGGCUUUUCUGAUCCACAGAAGAUACAUCAAAUUGGCUGAUCUGCAGAAAGAGCGCAAACCAGUGACGGCAAAGUCAUUUACUCCGCUGCUCAGGUCCAAAGUCCUCUCUGCUGGUCUCAUGGAGAGUAUAUCCAGUCCACUGAGUCCGGAGAAGCGGGACGCGGCGGUCAAUGCCGCUUCAUUUACGGAGCUAGCUGAGGACGUCACCAUUGACCCUGACACUGCGGGACUCUGGCUCAUCAUCAAGCAGUCUCCAAAGAAACAGGACAGUUCCAGCGCAAGCUCUCCAGGCCGCGUCCUCUCCGAGGAUCAGUUCAGCUGCUCCAUCUGCCUGGAGGUGUUCGUGGAGCCCGUCUCCACCCCUUGUGGCCACAGCUUCUGCAAGGCCUGCCUGCAGGGCUACUGGAACCACAGCAAGAAGUUCUGCUGCCCCAUGUGCAAGAAAAGCUACUCCAAAAAGCCAGAGAUGAGCGUCAACAGGGUCCUGGCUGAAAUCUCCUCCCAGUUCCAGGGGCUGUUGGUAGCUGGGGGGGCUGGAGGGAUCGGGGGAACCGGGACAGCCUCGCGAGGAUCCACGCUGAAUCUGAACUCAGAUACAGGCCAUGGAGGCUCUUCAGGGCCUGACACUGGGGAGUUUGCUCAGGCUGGGGAGGUUCCCUGUGAUGCCUGUAUUGGGAGGAAGUUAAAGGCACACAAGUCUUGCGUAAACUGCCCCGGAUCGUUCUGUGAGACCCACCUCAGACAUCAUAAAAAGGUGAAGUCUCUGACGUCUCAUCGUCUGAUCGAACCUACCUUCCACCUGGAGGAAAAGAUCUGUAAGAAACACGAACGUCUUCUGGAGGUCUACUGUCGCACCGACCACACCUGCAUCUGCACGGCCUGCGCUGAAACUGCACACAAAUCCCACGAGAUUGUCUCUGCCGACCAUGAGUGGAAGAAGAAGAUGAGUAAUCUGGGAAAGAAGAGAUCAGAGCUGAAACAUUUGAUCAAAGAGAGAGCCAAGAAACUGGAGGAAAUCAAACAAUCCAUCAAGGUCAUCAAGGCCAGUGCUCAGAAGGAGUUGGAGGAGAGCUGGCAGGUGUACGCAGAGCUACAGCACCUGGUGGAGCAGAGUCAGGCGGAGCUGGUGGAGCUGAUCGCCACGCGGCAACGUGAGGCCGAGCGUCACGCUCAGGAGCUGGCUCGAGGUUUGGAGAACGAACUGAGCCAGCUGAGGAGGAGGAGCAACGAGCUGGAGGCCUAUGCACACACCCAGGACAAAGUGAUCUUCCUCCAGAACCUGAACACGCUGCAGCCCCCUCCCGAACCCACUGAUUGGUCAGCAGUCAGCAUCAACACUGACCUCUAUCUGGGAAGCAUCCGCUCCUCCGUCAGCAGCCUCAUCGACAAGUUCCAGGAGGAGCUUAAAAGACUGUAUGGGAAAGAGCUGCGGAAGGUGCAGAACUACUCAAGUGAGGUGAUUUUAGACCCCGCCACUGCUCAAAGAAACCUGGUUGUAUCUGACGACGGUCGCCAGGUGAGGUAUGAAGAGCGCAAAUCCUCUCACACCGAAGGCCCGAGACGCUUCAGCCCAGCCCUCUUCGUCCUGAGCAGAGAGGGUCUCAACUCUGGACGCCACUACUGGGAAGUGGACGUGGCACGCAAGACGGCCUGGACACUCGGUAUGGCCAGUGCAUCAGCCCGUCGUAAGGGAGAGAUUAAACUGAGUCCAGAUGGUGGAUACUGGUGUCUGUGGCUGAAGAACGGCGAGGUGAAGGCUCUGGCAUCGUCCCGUCAGCUUCUAGCGCCUUCCCCACCCAAUAAAGUGGGAAUCUACCUGGAUUAUGAAGGAGGCCAGAUCUCUUUCUAUGAUGUGAAGGCACGCCUGCAUCUCUUCACCUUCAUGGACACUUUUAACGAGAGUCUGUACCCUAUCUUCAGCCCCUGCCUCAACCAGGAGGGGAAGAACUCCUCUCCUCUUGUUAUAACCCCUGUUAAACACACCUGA
Messenger RNA from Scomber japonicus (chub mackerel), 2034 nucleotides. It is a transcript of the gene btr12, whose product is annotated as bloodthirsty-related gene family, member 12. The record is from RefSeq and is a predicted model, not a curated record. Lineage: Eukaryota; Metazoa; Chordata; Actinopteri; Scombriformes; Scombridae. Gene Ontology annotation, molecular function: zinc ion binding; protein binding. Bases 1 to 2034 code for a protein of 677 amino acids. The transcript is spliced from 10 exons.